GGCCCUAACCCAAGCCCCAGUAUUAAGCUUGCCAACGGGGCAAGACUUUUCUUUAUAUGUGACAGAAAAAACAGGUAUAGCUCUAGGAGUCUUACACAGGUCCAAGGGACCAGCUUGCAACGCGUGGCAUACCUGAGUAAGGAAAUUGAUGUAGGGGCAAAGGGUUGGCCUCAUUGUUUAUGGGUAGUGGCAGCAGUAGCAGUCUUAGUAUCUGAAGGAGUUAAAAUGAUACAGGGAAGAGAUCUUACUGUGUGGACAUCUCAUGAUAUGAACAGCAUACUCACUGCUAAGGGAGACUUGUGGCUGUCAGACAACUGUUUGCUUAAAUAUCAGGCUCUAUUACUUGAAGGCCCAGUGCUGCGACUGCACACUUGUGCAACUCUUAAUCCAGCCACAUUUCUUCCAGACAAUGAAGAAAAGAUAGAACAUAACUGUCAACAAGUAAUUGCUCAAACCUAUGCCACUCAAGGGGACCUUCUAGAGGUUCCCUUGACUGAUCCCGACCUCAACUUGUAUACUGAUGGAAGCUCCUUUGUAGAAAAAGGAAUUCGAAAGGCAGGGUAUGCAGUGGUCAGUGAUAAUGGAAUACUUGAAAGUAAUCCCUUCACUCCAGGAACUAGCACUCAGCUAGCAGAACCAAUAGCCCUCACUCGGGCACUAGAAUUAGGAGAAAGAAAAAGGGUAAAUAUAUAUACAGACUUUAAGUAUGCUUACCCAGUCCUCCAUGCCCACACAGCAGUAUGGAGAGAAAGGGAAUUCCUAACUUCUGAGGGAACACCUAUCGAACAUCAGGAAGCCAUUAGGAGGUCAUUAUUGGCUGUACAGAAACCUAAAGAGGUGGCAGUCUUACACUGCUGGGGUCAUCAGAAAGGAAAGGAAAAGGAAAUAGAAAGGAACCACCAAGUGGAUAUUGAAGCCAAAGAGCUGCAAGGAUAUUGAAGCCAAAAGAGCCACAAUGUGGGACCUCCAUUAGAAAUUCUUAUAGAAGGACCCCUAGUAUGGGGUAAUCCCCUCCAGGAAACCAAGCCCCAGUACUCAGCAGAAGAAAUAGAAUGGGGAACCUCAUGAGGACAUAGUUUCCUCCCCUCAGGAUGGCUAGCCACCGAAGAAGGAAAAAUACUGUUGCCUGCAGCUAACCAAUGGAAAUUACUUAAAACCCUUAACCAGACCUUUCACUUAGGCAUUGAUAGCACCCAUCAGAUGGCCAAAUCAUUAUUUACUGGACCAGGCCUUUUCAAAACUAUCAAGCAGAUAGUCAGGGCCUGUGAAGUAUGCCAAAGAAAUAAUCCCCUGCCUUAUCACCAAGCUCCUUCAGGAGAACAAAGGACAGGCCAUUACCCAGGAGAAGAGUGGCAACUAGAUUUUACCCACAUGCCCAAAUCUCAGGGAUUUCAAUAUCUACUAGUCUGGGUAGAUACUUUCACUGGUUGGGUGGAGGCUUUUCCUUGUAAGACAGAAAGGCCCAAGAAUUAAUAAAGGCACUAAUUCGUGAAAUAAUUCCAAGAGUCAGACUUCCCCAAGGCUUACAGAGUGACAAUGGCCCUGCUUUCAAGGCCGCAGUAACCCAGGGAGUAUCCCAGGCGUUAGGCAUACAAUAUCACUUACACUGUGCCUGGAGGCCACAAUCCUCAGGAAAAGUUGAGAAAAUGAAUGAAACACUCAAAUGACGUCUAAAAAAGCUAACCCAAGAAACCCACCUUGUAUGGCCUGCUCUGUUGCCUAUAGCCUUACUAAGAAUCCAAAACUCUCCCCAAAAAGCGGAACUUAGCCCAUAUGAGAUGCUGUAUGGAUGGCCCUUCCUAACCAAUGACCUGGUGCUUGACUGAGAGACAGCCCACUUAGUUGCAGACGCCACCUCCUUAGCCAAAUAUCAACAAGUUCUUAAAACAUUACAAGGAACCUGUCCCCGAGAGGAGGGAAAGGAAUUAUUCCACCCUGGUGAUAGGUAUUGGUCAAGUCCCUUCCUUCUAAGUCCCCAUCCCUAGAUACAUCCUGAGAAGGAUCCUACCCAGUCAUUUUAUCUACCCCAACCAUGGUUAAAGUGGCUGGAGUGGAGUCUUGGAUACAUCACACUUGAGUCAAACCCUGGAUACUGCCAAAGGAACCCGAAAAUCCAGGAGACAACGCUAGCUAUUCCUGUGAACCUCUAGAGGAUCUGCGCCUGCUUUUCAAGCAACAAACAAGAGGAAAGUAACUAGAAUCAUAGAUCCCAAUGGCCCUCCCUUGUCAUAUUUUUCUUUUUACUGUUCUCUUACCCCCUUUCACACUCACUGCACCCCCUCCAUGCCAUUGUACUACCAGUAGCUCCCCUUAUGAAGAGCUUCUAUGGAGAAUGCAGCUUCCCGGAAAUAUUGAUGCCCCAUCAUAUAGGAAUUUUUCUAAAGGAAACCCCACUUUCACCGGCCACACCAAUAUGCCUCUGCACUUCAGGCCAUACAUUUCAAUCCCUGUAUCUUUAACCUCCUUGUUAAGUUUGUCUCUUCCAGAAUCAAAGGUGUAAAACUACAAAUGGUUCCUCAAAUGGAGCCCCAGAUGCAAUCCAUGACUAAGAUCUACCGCGGACCCCUGGAGUGGCCUGCUAGCCCAUGCUGCAAUGUUGAUGACAUCGAAGGCACCCCUCUGGAGGAAGUCUCAACUGCACGACCCCUACUGUGCCCCAAUUCAGCAGGAAGCAGUUACAGCGAUCAUCAGCCAAACUCCCCAACAGCACUUGGGUUUUCCUUUUGAGAGGGGACACUGAGAGACGACUAGCUGGAUUUCCUAGGCCAACUAAUAAUUUCUAAGCCUAGCUGGAGAGGGUGACGACACCUACCUUUAAACAUAGGCUUGGCUUGUAACUCAGCUCAAACCUGACCAAUCAGGUAGUAAAGAAGGCUCACUAAAAUACAAAUCAGGCUAAA
Molecule: messenger RNA, 2900 nt
Organism: Pan troglodytes (chimpanzee)
Lineage: Eukaryota; Metazoa; Chordata; Mammalia; Primates; Hominidae
Exons: 1
Coding region: 226-939 (237 amino acids)
Molecular function (GO): nucleic acid binding; RNA-DNA hybrid ribonuclease activity
Source: RefSeq, a predicted model, not a curated record